This is a messenger RNA of Periconia digitata, 1238 nucleotides long. The record is from the annotation of a GenBank genome assembly. NCBI's taxonomy places the organism in Eukaryota, Fungi, Ascomycota, Dothideomycetes, Pleosporales, Periconiaceae.
UCGACCACGAAUCGCAUUAGUCCACGAGGACUACUACCCCGAAUCACCCCGCCGCACAAGUCGGAACGUACUGAAACCCACUACCAAUUCCGCAAACGCAUCGUUACCACAGACAUCAGCAUGUCUACUUGCGAGAACGACUCUUACGAGCAGCCCACUGCCGCUGGAAGCAGUGUCAUCACCGCAGUGAGAGACUUUCUUGUCACACUGGGUAUCCCAGCCAACAGCCGCGUCACUCAACACACGGCACAUUGCCACCAUGAAGAUGUCCCCACUGAUGUAGGCACCGAAGGCCCUCAUGAUUUGCCUACUACUCGCACACCCUCGCCAAUAACCGAGGCCGUGGCACCAGGCCGAUUGCGUUCCCUCUUCCCACCAUCAAACUACGGCGCCGUAGUCCCUGGCAGUGUCUACCGUAGCAGUUAUCCAAAGCCAAAGAAUUACGAUUUUUUGAAGAGUCUGGGGGUGAAAACCAUCAUCACUCUAGUACCCGAGGAAAUCCCGACAGAGUAUCAGGAUUUCAUGAAACUUGCCGGCAUCCAGCAUUUUCAGGUGCAUCUGAACGCCAACAAAGGUUGCGUGCGGGUCCAGAGCUGCGACAUGAAUAGAGCUCUCAAUAUUGUUCUCGAUCGGUCAAAUCAUCCCGUUCUCAUCCACUGCAACAAAGGCAAACAUCGAACUGGGUGCCUCACUGCUACAUUGCGACGUCUACAGGGCUAUGAUAUCGAAUUGAUCCGCGAAGAGUAUCACACCUAUGCAGACCCAAAAGCCCGUUUCUGGGAUGAGGUGUUCUUCGAGCAUUUCGAUCUCAACACCGUCAUGUGGCACGCUCGAAAAGAGAACUGGAUUCUACCGACACAGGAUGCCGACGACACUCUCCUUUCACCUCCGCCUUCACCGUCCUUCUCAGUAGGGCCCACAAACCCUUGAACUCUCUCCGACUAUUUUCAUUUGUUCACCCCCCGCUCGGAUACUACACUGGUGAUUGGGGCGAAAGGUGCUGACAGGUCAUCGCCUGCGUACUACGCACCCCAAACCGUAUGGUAUACCUGAAAAUAAAAGUCCUCCUUCAUCGUCAAUGAGAGGCAGGUCUUCUGUGGCGUUUUUUAUUGGAUCGGGAUACCCUGUUAUGCAAUAGCAGCCACCCUUCCGCGAUAUACAUCUCUUCCGUCCAGAGUAUGUUGUUCCAGGCGGUGCUUGUACAUGUAUCUGCACGUGACAGAUCCUUCGGCGACAUU